Messenger RNA from Antechinus flavipes (yellow-footed antechinus), 3085 nucleotides. It is a transcript of the gene PURA, whose product is annotated as purine rich element binding protein A. Gene Ontology annotation, biological process: regulation of transcription by RNA polymerase II. Gene Ontology annotation, molecular function: DNA-binding transcription factor activity, RNA polymerase II-specific; purine-rich negative regulatory element binding; RNA polymerase II transcription regulatory region sequence-specific DNA binding. Bases 1 to 945 code for a protein of 314 amino acids. NCBI's taxonomy places the organism in Eukaryota, Metazoa, Chordata, Mammalia, Dasyuromorphia, Dasyuridae. Gene Ontology annotation, cellular component: nucleus. The record is from RefSeq and is a predicted model, not a curated record. The transcript has a single exon.
AUGGCGGACCGAGACAGUGGCAGCGAGCAAAGCGGAGCGGCGCUGGGCUCUGGCGGCUCCCUGGGGCACCCGGGCUCUGGCUCGGGCGGCGGCGGGGGCGGCGGCGGCGGGGGCGGCGGCGGGGCCCCGGGGGGGCUGCAGCAUGAGACCCAGGAGCUGGCCUCCAAGCGGGUGGACAUCCAGAACAAGCGCUUCUACCUGGACGUGAAGCAGAAUGCCAAGGGCCGCUUCCUGAAGAUCGCCGAGGUGGGCGCUGGGGGCAACAAGAGCCGCCUCACGCUCUCCAUGUCGGUGGCCGUGGAGUUCCGUGACUACCUGGGCGACUUCAUCGAGCACUACGCGCAGCUGGGCCCCAGCCAGCCCCCGGACCUGGCCCAGGCGCAGGAUGAACCGCGCCGGGCACUCAAGAGCGAGUUCCUGGUGCGAGAGAAUCGCAAGUACUACAUGGAUCUCAAGGAGAACCAGCGGGGCCGCUUCCUCCGCAUCCGCCAGACGGUCAACCGGGGGCCCGGCCUGGGCUCCACGCAGGGCCAGACCAUCGCCCUGCCGGCCCAGGGGCUCAUCGAGUUCCGUGACGCCCUGGCCAAGCUCAUCGACGACUAUGGCGUGGAGGAGGAGCCGGCCGAGCUGCCCGAGGGCACCUCCUUGACUGUGGACAACAAGCGUUUCUUCUUCGACGUGGGCUCCAACAAGUACGGGGUGUUCAUGCGGGUGAGCGAGGUGAAGCCCACCUACCGCAACUCCAUCACUGUCCCCUAUAAAGUGUGGGCCAAGUUCGGCCAUACCUUCUGCAAGUACUCCGAGGAGAUGAAGAAGAUCCAGGAGAAGCAGAGGGAGAAGCGGGCUGCCUGCGAGCAGCUCCACCAGCAGCAGCAGCAGCAGCAGGAGGAUACAGCAGCAGCAACCCUGCUGCUGCAGGGGGAGGAGGAGGGGGAGGAAGAUUGAUCAAACUGUAAAAAACAUAAACACACAUACACACACAAACAGAGAGGAAAAAAAAACUAUACUAUAAAGAAAGAGAGAAAAUAAAAUUUAAAAAAAUGUUAAAAAAAAUGUAACUGUUAACUCCAAGGGAGCACCCACCACCCACCGAACCUCCACCAACUGACAGUUUCUCUUCUUGACUUGCCACCCAUCGCUGGAUGUUGUCCACUUUAUCCACCAUAUAAAACAGUAAGCAGCUGCUAAAACAAAACAAAAAAAAAAAAAAAAAAAAAAAAAAAGUAAUAACAUUAUAUAUGAACUGUGUUUCCUACUUGAUUAAAAAAUAUAAAGAACUGAGUGUUUAUUUCCCUAAUUAACCAAGAACUUUUGUACACGUUUAAGCUAUUAUUAUUAAAAGUGUUUGCAAAAUGGUCAAGAUUAUAAUAUUGCUGAAUUAUAUUAAAAAAAAAAGUCCUUUUCAUGUUGAGCUAACAUUUGACUUUAGCACAAAAAAAGAGAUAUUUUAGAACACGUAAAAUAAUAUUUUUAGUUUUUUCUUCUCAUUUUGUUACCAAAUUUCAAACCUUACAUGGAGGUUAUUAUAGUAUAUUUGACACCCUAUAUACCUGUGAUUAGAGAUGUGUAUAUAUAUGAGGGCUAGGCAUGCUUUGUGUCUGAGCUUUGUCUAAAUGUUAUGCAGAAGUUUGUAGAGUUAAAAGGUACGUAGGUUUAAUUCAUGCAAGGUAAACAAUAAGUGCUCUCUUUUAUACAAUAUGCAUUGCAUCUGGACCUUAAACAUAUAAAAAUGGUCAGUGAAACUUCUGUGAACAUGAAGAAAAUUAUUAAAAAAGGCAUUUAAAUGAAAUUUGCUAAGUUGUGAUUUUUACGGUUUGAACCAAAGUUAUUCAAAUAGUAAAAAAAAGAAAAAAGAAAAAAAGAAUAUCUCCUCCCAUAAUAUUUUUCUGCUCCUGUUUGGUUUACAACUAAGUAGGCGUAUUGUCAUUAUUGUGUAUAUGAGAUGUACUUGUAUUGUUCAUAAUAUAUUUUUUUUAUUAUGUGUAGAAAGACUUAAAGUACUUACCUUAUGUGCAGCAAUUUCCAGUGAACCUGUAUUUGGACAACAGGUAGUGAGUCUUUGUGUGGUCACUGACACUAGCACUGUUUCCUAAACUUGCAAGAGGUCUGAAGCUAUCCUUUGAUUUAUGCCAGUGCUAUUAAUUUAUGUAGGCCUGUUAGAAACCAGUGCAACACAAUUAUAGAGUUAUCCUACUGAGCCAUGGAUUUUGAGUUUCAUAUAAAAGUGAAAGCCAAGUUGGUGUAUGUAAAGGAUUUCCAUGUAGCUGUGGUGCUAGUUAUUACUGGCUACAUUAUAUUCUAAGUGUAUUUGUGACCCCAAGUGUACAAGCCUCCUAUCAAGUUUGUUCUUGUAACUCUUAUAUUCAAGGUGUAGGGUAUGAAAAUGCAGAACUUAGGAGAGCACUGAUUUGUCAGCUGUUGUCCUCCAAACUGAAGUUAUUUGUAACUAUAGACUUUUACAGGUUUUCCUUUAAAGAUGUUUGUGUGCUUUUAAUUGACAACUAACUUCUUGCUGCUGUAUAGUAAAAUAUUAAUAUAUUUUUAUCAUUAAACUGCUGCAUGACUAUCAUCAUUGAGUGAAGAGAAAAUGUUAUAAAAAAGAUGCCUUAAACAGUACAUUUUUGUUCAGAAUUCUGUAGAAAGCGUUUAAGUAAAUGGAGAAUCUUGUCUGACUCAAAGUUCUGGGGAUGAAAUAAUUUGUUUCUUGACAAAUCUAACCAUGUAGAUCUAACUGCUGUAUAUAGAAGACACCACCUGUAGGAACAGGAAGGUAUCUGUGCUUCUCAAUGAUUGUAAAGCAUUGGCCUAGGAAGGUGAAAAAGUUGUCUAAAGUAACUUUUCUGCUGGUUCAUUUGGUUUUAUUUUUAUAUUUUUAAAGUUCCCUGGUUGUGUUUUUUCUUUGUUUUUGAGAUCUACUGUAUUUGUUGGAUAAACAAGCUAUUUCCAUUGUACUGUGCAUUUCUCUUUUAAAUAAUUUGCUUUUAGUAUUCAUGCAAUGUUAAAUAUGAUAUGACCUUACAGUAGUUAGGAGUUUCUUUUACUUAAAAAUCACUGGAAAUUAUUAAAUUGCUUUUUUUCUCCCCAA